GUUGGUUUGCACUCGUCCAGAAGGAAAUGGACCAUGCCAGAGCAGCAAUCUCUAACUUGUUUGGUGGUGAGCCAACAUCAUACACACGCUUCAGCAUUGCCCGGCAAGUGGAUGGAGACAACAGCCACGUGGAGAUGAAGCUGGCUGCUGAUGAUGAGGAAGGAGGGGAAAUUGGGAGACCAGAGCACCUGCAUGCCAGCAUGCCUCCUCCUCGRAGGAAUGGAAAGAACCUCUGCUUCAUAGUCAUGGCAGCUGUCCUUCUCCUUUUGAUUGGGUUUCUGAUCGGCUACUUGAGUUAUCGUGGACGAAUGCAGAGGGUUAACAGGUGUCUGGAUGGAAGUGGCAACUGCGAGAUGACUCCUACUGCAUCUUACUUAUCGGAUGAUGGAACUGAGGAAGAAGAGGUUYCUGGACCACGUGUCUUGUACUGGCCUGAACUCCGAAAUAUGUUUUCAGCUAAACUGGUGGAUUCACGUCUUGAGACCAACCUGAGGCAAAGAGAAGGUAAAAAUUCUUUUGAAGCUGGCAAGGUUGAAGAUGAGAGCACUGCCAUCUACAUUCAUGACCAGUUCACCAAUUUCCGCUUGGAUGAUGUGUGGAAUGAUGAGCACUACAUUAGGCUGCAGGAUAAAGGCAGUAGCAACAACCAGGUGUUCAUUGUAGAAGAUGCUGCAGAAAAGCUACUGGAAAGUCCUGAUGCCUAUGUGGCAUACAGCAAGAGCGGCACAGUUACUGGCAGACCCAUCUAUGUGAACUAUGGACGGAAAGAGGAUUUUCAGCAGAUACGAAAUAUGGGUGUUUCAAUGAAUGGAAGUAUAAUCAUCUUCAGAGCUGGAAAAAUAACCCUUGCUGAGAAGGUUGCAAAUGCCAGAGAGGAAGGAGCAGCUGGUGCCCUGAUGUACCUGGACCCCAGAGAUUACAAAGGCACAGAUUCAUUUGCCCCCUUUGGACAUGCCCACCUUGGAACUGGAGACCCUUACACCCCAGGCUUCCCUUCUUUCAACCACACCCAGUUCCCACCAGUGGAAUCUUCUGGACUACCUCGCAUUCUUGUUCAGACUAUCUCUAGUCAAGCAGUAGCCACGCUGUUCAGUAAAAUGGAUGGAGAAGAAUGCCAUGGGGACUGGAAAAGUGUCAUGGGAUGUAAGGUGACAGUGCGCAACAACAGCAAGGUGACAGUGAAACUGAUCGUGAACAACGUUAUGGUGGACAGGAAGAUUCUGAACAUCUUUGGUGUUAUCAAGGGAUUUGAAGAACCAGAUCGGUACGUUGUGCUYGGAGCCCAGAGAGACUCCUGGGGCCCAGGAGUGGCCAAGGCUGGCGUUGGYACUGCCAUCUUGCUGGAACUUGCCCGUGUGAUCUCGGACAUGGUGAAAAACGAUGACUACAAACCACGGCGCAGCAUUAUCUUUGCUAGCUGGAGUGCAGGAGAGUACGGAGCUGUGGGUGCUACUGAGUGGCUGGAGGGGUACUCCACCACUCUGCAUGCCAAAGCCUUCACCUACAUCAACUUGGAUACUGCAGUCCUGGGAUCCAAAGAUGUGAAGAUUUCUGCUAGCCCAUUGCUGUAYUCAUUGGUGGAGUCAACUUUGAAGAGGGUAAAGGACCCCGCAAAGGCUUCAGGAUCCCUGUAUGGCAGAGUUGGCUCUGACUGGGUAAAGAGMGUCGUUCCACUUGAUCUGGAUAAUGCAGCAUUCCCUUUUCUGGCCUACUCGGGAAUCCCAGUGGUUUCCUUUGGUUUCUACAAUGAAGGUGAUGAAUAUUCCUUUUUGGACACUACUCAGGAUACUUUGUUUAACUUGAAGCAGAAGACUGAUCAGUUGUAUGCUCUUAUGCAUACUGCUGCAGAAUUUGCUGGACAAAUAGCUCUSAGGCUGACCCAUGAUCAUGAGCUCUUCCUGGACUUUGAUAGAUACAGUGAGGAAUUGCUUGUAUUCCAGGAGAAGCUUUUGCCUUUCGAUUCCAAGGUGAAGGAACUGGGGCUGACCUUGAACUGGCUGUAUUAUGCCCGUGGAGAUUUUCAGCGAGCUGCAGAUACACUGAGAAGAGACAUCGCAAACAGUGACAGGGAGAACAGGAUCGUCCGCAGAGCCCUGAAUGACAGGAUGAUGAAGGUGGAGUACGACUUCCUCUCCCCGUUCCUCUCACCAAAAGACACUCCCUUCCGYCACAUCUUCUUCGGCAAAGGCUCCCACACCCUGCAGAGUCUGCUGGAGAACCUGAAGCAGCUGGAAACCAACAAGGACAGCGUGGAUGUGAACGAGCUGAAAGAGCAGCUGGCCCUGGCGACCUGGACCAUUAAAGGGGCUGCCAAUGCKUUAGUGGGCGAUAUCUGGAACACGGACAACGAAAUCUAGACACAGCAAACACCUGGAUUACCCGUCUAAGGUACAGGAGAGCUGUGUGCUCCCACGGGGAGCACAGCUUCCUUCCUGGCCCCAGCCCCAGCAGAGGGCCUUGCUGUGUAGAUCUAGUUCCACCUGUAGCAACAUACUCAAACUCCCUGUACCUCAGAUUAGGCAUUGGCAUGAUUUUCAAAUGGCAGCUUCCUGCAAACUUCCAGUACCUUUAUAAUAUUGUGAAACCUAACCAAAACCCCCGAAACCUAAGUGAAACCCACUCCCUAACAUGGCAUUACCUUCCUGUAGAUAACUCUGGCAACAAAACUUUUUUUGACCAAAGUUGAGCACAAAAUUUAAAUCUCACCUUGACAAGUUCACAGGAGGCAGUUUUAAAGCAGUAUCUGACCAAGCUCCCAUCUAACCACAGUCCUAAGCGGUCCUAUACAGCUGCUUAUGGGGUUUCCUGCUACCAGUGUACUUGAAAACUAAGAGCUCAGGURUCUCCUGAACUGGUACCUUGAGUGGGGAGGUACCUCAUCUAUUCAGGCUUUUAAUUGUUGGCCACCUAAACCUAGUGAUUAAAACAGGGAAUGGAUUCCUCUGAACGCUUGUAAUGAGGAUCCCUUCUCUGGCAGGAAGCUGCAGAGAGCUGCAGUUCAAAAAUUAAACAAUGUAGUAAUAGCCYGCAAGUGCUGGAUUAUCAGCAAGCUCUGAAGUGCCCGGCCUGCCUUUACUCAACAGCAGGGCCCCAGUGACAUCUUGGAGGCUUGCUUCUGUCAAGGCAGGUAUCAAUACCCAGGGAAAAGGACCCAAAGAUUAUGCAAUGUCCCCUUUAUAUCCUCAGCUGGCAUCUCAGCGAAUCCUGCAGCAUUGAGAAAUGGCUUUAGACUGACACUUCAGACCUUGCUGCUCAGGGGCCUUGUGUGAAAUUGAGUCUCUUGCUGGCCAAACCCUGUUUGACUGAUGUCAKUUUGCAGGAUGGCUCUUGUCUGGCACUGAGAUAUUUAUUUCUUUAUUUAUUUAUCAGUGACAGUGUUCACUAUAAAUGGUGUGUUUUUUUAUAGAAGAUAAUUAUCGGAAGCAGUGCCUUCCAUAAUUAUGACAGUUAUACUGUCGUUUUUGAAUAAAGCAGCAUCUGCUAUUACAAUCAAACAURAUACUGGAACUUUGCAUUUAAAAUAAUCAAAACAAGCCCCUCAAAAAGUUUUGGAAAACUAGCAAUUAAGCUUUCUGUGGCAAAAACACCCUUCUGGAAGAAACUUGAAGGUGCAAACCUGGUAGUGUGUCUCCAGGUUGCACUCCAAAGUAAUCCUUGAAAUGCUGAAAACCUGGGUGGAAAUUCCAAUMCUAGAAAUUUGGCUUCCUUGCAGGAUCUGUGCCUCUCUGUGGGCUUCAGACUGCUUCCUGCUCCCCUUUCUGGAUGCCAUGUGCUCUCACAGGGAGCACAGCUUCCUUCCUGGCCCCARCCCCASCAGAGGGCCUUGCWGUGUAGCCCUAGUUCCACCUGUGGCAACACACACAAACUCCCUGUACCUCAGAUUAGGCCUUGGCACGAUUUUUAAAUGGCAGCUUCCUGCAAACUUCCAGUACCUUAUGUAUCAUGAAACCUAACUGACAUUAUCGGGGGCAGUGUCUCCCAUAAUGGUAAAGAACAAGGUAGUUUUUGCCUACCACAGUGUUAUAUCGGAGACAGUGAUCUCCAUAUGUUGCACUAUGGGUGUACGUAAUUAUCGGGGACAGUGUUUCCCAUAAUUGUUCUAUGCUUAUCACGCAAUGUCAUCUGCGAAGCUUGAUGGUUAGUAUCUAACAUGGAUUAAUUUCCUGCAGUCCUAUUUUUUCACUCUCCUGUGAUGAUGCAGAUACAAACUUCCGUCUGUUAUGUACAUCCUCAGACUCUUCCUUCUCCAUAGGCUGAACCGUUUCAAAUAGCUGUGCUGUCUUGAAUUGGCCUCCUGCCCCCAAUCACGGGAGUGGUGCUUGAAUGUUUAGUGGAAACUAGGCUAGUUAGACUGUGUGUUCUGUGGUGUAGUGAACUUCCUUCAAAUCAGUUACAAAGACCUGAGGAAUUAAAGGUGAAUGUAGGGCUUGGGGCUGACAGCUGUCCUGAGGGCUCUGGUCACUGCUCUGGAUGGGUGCAGGCAGCACUUUGAGAGGCUGGCCUGCUGUGGCACUGGGAGGGUGCUGGUGUGUGUGCAUGGGAAGUGCUCACUCUCCAGUUCUGCCUAGAAAUUCCAGUCUUUGUCCCUUGGGUGUUGUGUGGAGCGCGAAACAUUAGCGGCAGCUUUCUAAUGGUGCCACUCAGCUGUGUGACCUGAAGCUGAGCACUGCUGAUGUGUGUCACCUAAACUGCGCUGCCUGCUGCCAGCCCUGUGCUCUGCAGUUUGAUCUGGCAUUGCAGCUUAGUUUUAACCUGAACUCUGUAGCUUGAUCUGGCAUUUAAACCUAACUUGAGCGAGUGACCUGAGCCCCCGCAGCAGUCCUUGAGAGAAAGAACAUUGUUCAACUGGAGCUCCACAAGGAAUGGGCAAGGAYCAGCUCUCAGCCUAGUUACUGAUCUUAGUGCUCACUAGCUUGGAGGGCUGGAUUUUCAUCAGUCUUUAGAAACCUGAUGCCCAGGCUUGUGCAACUUGAUGUUCUUCCUUAACUUCUCUUAACUCUCUAACUUCCUACAGCCCUCUCUGUGUUAGUGUUUCCCAGUGACAUUUCUCUGGAUGGCAUCUAAGAGCUGCUGUCUGGGAGUCCUCACUGUAGUGUUUGCAUGCAUCUUGAUGUCAGACUUAACCUUGUGCUUUACAGCCAGCAGAGAGAGACAAAAGACAAAGCUUGUCUCCUGGCUAGGCAGCAUAGCCAUGACUACUGGGAUGUUGGAACGCCUUGCUCAGUGCUGGCAUCUGACUGCUGUGGGGUGCUAAACUGUUUCUGGAUUACCUGCUGUGUGCUUGAAUAAAGUACUUACGAAGCUUGAACACUCAGCUUCCCUUGUGGGGUUCUGGAUUACCUGCUGUCUGCUUUAAUAAAGAUUUUGAAGCUUGAACACUC
Molecule: messenger RNA, 5381 nt
Organism: Malurus melanocephalus (red-backed fairy wren)
Lineage: Eukaryota; Metazoa; Chordata; Aves; Passeriformes; Maluridae
Gene: TFRC
Product: transferrin receptor
Exons: 18
Coding region: 27-2357 (776 amino acids)
Biological process (GO): intracellular iron ion homeostasis; transferrin transport
Cellular component (GO): external side of plasma membrane
Molecular function (GO): transferrin receptor activity
Source: RefSeq, a predicted model, not a curated record